This is a messenger RNA of Paralichthys olivaceus (Japanese flounder), 945 nucleotides long. The record is from RefSeq and is a predicted model, not a curated record. Lineage: Eukaryota; Metazoa; Chordata; Actinopteri; Pleuronectiformes; Paralichthyidae.
GUGCACGGAUCGGUCCCGACGCAGCAUCCAGACCUCACACCGACUCCAGAGAGACUCAGGCCGGGACGGAGCUCCGCUGGACGGGGGAGGAGGACCGGGGAUCUGCGCGAGAGCUCAGGGGGAGAACUCCGAUUGAACCUCCGCUGAAUCCUGCUGCAGUUCUGAGGCUCAACUACAAGAUUCAAAGACUCAGAGGAGGAUGAAUCCUCAGUGCGCAAGAUGUGGGAAGAUCGUUUACCCGACAGAGAAAGUCAGCUGCCUGGACAAGGAUUCUGCAAAAGCGCGGCUGUGGUUUGUGUCAGAGAAGAACUCAUUUAAUUAUAGUGUUGAUAUUCAGGAUCCACAUUACCCCAAGACAUCGUUCACCAUCGUGGCCGACACACCAGAGAACCUGAGACUGAGACAGCAGAGCGAGCUGCAGAGCCAGGUGAAGUAUAAGAAGGACUUUGAGGAGAGUAAAGGCCGAGGGUUCAGCAUCGUGUCCGACACUCCGGAGAUGCAAAGACUCAGAAGGACUCAGGAGCAGAUCAGUAAUGUAUGUGUUCACGCACACAUUGUCCUGGUGUUGUAUGAGCGAGUGAGUGAAUGUGAUGAGAAGGAUUUACGUGAAUGGUAUGAGGAGGGGUGCACUUAGUUGGUGAGCAAAGUCACACACACACACACACACACACACACACACACACACACACCAUGGAGCCCUCCAGUGUUGCCGACACCAGACGUUUUGAAGUGGAGCUUCGUCUUCAACCUUCAGCGUAAGUGAGCACGAGUUUUUGUUUUUAUAAAAUCAAGUUGGCUUCUUUAAUCAGUUCUUAGUUUAAGACUAUGACGACAAAGUGUAGUUUUUAUAGUGUCAGGAUACCGAGGAUUACGUGAGUGAUGAUGAAGGCGCCUGUAGUCGAGUAAACGAUGAAGAGAACACGUCGAGAAGUGAUUCGAAGUUAA